UUUUUGUGUUUGAUUUAUAUUUUAGAUAUUCAUUGGUGCGCUGUAGGUGAAAAUUUGCUAAAGAUUUAUAAAAUAUUGAAAAGAGUUUUUACCUCAAAUAAAAAUGUUUGACAAAUCUACCUAAAAAAACAAUUCUACACUUAAAAUUAGGCAAAAGCUGCAUUAAAUCUAGCAAUUAAUUGUUUCUGCAAAUGAUGAAUGAUGAAUGUUCAAUGCUAUAAAUGGAUAGGUAAAUUUUAAAAUUGUGUAAUCAUACGUUGAUAGAAGGGCGGACGAAGGGAGUGAGAAGAACAUAGACUGGGGUACAAAAAAAUAUGCGCUUCAAUAAGGCCGAAUUAGCUGCCUUGGCCUCAAAUUCCUCUAUUAAAUUUGAAAGAGAAGGACUUUUAAUUAUCACGGAAAGACACGAAGGAUUCUUUCGUAAAGCCGAUGUGAAUUAUCCGCGUUAUUGUAAAUUGCGUGGUAAUUUAUUAUUCUAUCUAAAGGAUCACGAUCCGCUAUCGCAACCGGCCGGAGUAAUAGUUUUGGAAAGUUGUCGACCUUUAAUAAGAAACGAAGAACGUGAAUUUGAUGGUUUCGCUUUUAUACUUGAAUUUGAAAGCAGUUUACCUCAGCGCAUUUCGACACGCACCAGUCAAGAUCGCCUAGAUUGGGUUAAAAGUAUACAAUUAGCGUCAUAUGCUUAUCUAAGCCUUCAAAUUAGUUAUUUAGAAAAUCAAAUUUCCGCAGCCAUGGGAAAUCGUAUUGAACGUGGUCUACCAUUAUAUAAUACAGCAAGUGAUGCCACCGCGUUGGCAGGUCUUUUGGAUAUAAACUGUUCCACCGGAUCUAUUGUCAAUAAGGCAUCCGCGAAAGAAGAAGAAGAUCUAUCUGAAAUACCGAUUUGCGAAUCCGCUUUAUCUUGUGAUAAUCUACCAUGCGCAGAUAACGGUCGCAUGCCGAAUCCACGCGUCGUGUGCGCUGUUUGGAUGUCUGAUAACGACAUAUUAUGGCGUGAUUACGCUCGCACUGAAAUUGUUGAGAAUUCAAUUCAACCUCAGUUUCUAUGUACCGUAUGUUUUCGGCAGAGUGACGGAUUUAAUCAGGAUACUCCAUUACGUUUUACUGUAUAUGAUGUUAGGGAGAAGAUGUCAUUGACUUCGAUACCUAUUGGUUAUGCCGAGAUUGCUUUAGGUGUAAUACAAGAUGCUACAUGUUUUCGUAUACCUUUACGAUCGACGCAAGGCGAUUGCGGCUUCAUAACAAUUGCUUCUUGGGCUCCAGAUACUGAUAAGCAAAUGCAACCGCCGCCGCGAUCUACGACCCAAGUGUUUGAGCAGCAAAUUAAAGGUCAUCGUCGAUCGCAGUCACUUCCUUCAAAACUGGGAGUUAAGCUUUUCGUUCCCUUUCAGGGUAAUAUACAGAAAGUUUUUGGUAAUCCUAAGAUUCACACAUACCGUUUACAUUCAAGUAUGGGCGGCGAUAUAAGUGUACACGAGACCAUGUUUGAAUCGAAAUUGUGUUUCACUAUACCGCAACAGCUGCUGACUAUUUGGAUUUUACGUGAAAAGGAAUUAUUGCAAGAAAUUUCGGGCAUGGGCGAAUUGGGAGGAGAAUGGAGGCGACGUCAAAUGGAUUUGUUAGACAAACAUUUAAAGUUACUUAAAGAUUACUCACAAGCUAAGCAAAAUAUACAACAAAUUAUCAAAGACGAAGUUACUUAUUUCAAAAGAUCUUCAGUAAAGACCGAUGAAUCGUUGGAAUUUAUACCCGUUAAUUUACAUUUACAACGAAUGUGGUGUCAGAACGAUACACUCAAUAAAACCGGUGUCUUAGAUAUAAUUACGGUGGGGGCAUUUACAAGGCACGCAGCAAAAUCGAAAAAAUCUGGCGGACUUAUAAAACUUUUACAGGAAACUAAAGAAUCACCCUCGAAAUUUGAAGCCAGCACAAAUUGCAAAGUACAGGCAGCCAAUGAUGCUGUGCAAGCCAUUAAACAGCUACGUAAGGAUAUUGUCGAAAUUAUGUCUCAAUUGUUAGCCUUAGCGAAAAUGAAAAACGCGAAAGGCAUGAUGCCGUUAUGCAAUGAGAUGAUUAGUAAGACAAAGACACUUUUAAAUAUCUGGGAACCAAAUUUGGUUGAAGAGGCAUUCGCCUUCAUAGAACAGCAUCGUAUUCUAGAAGAGCCCGACAAUGUAUUGAUGCCUAUGUCACCUUUUCGCAAAAUUACACAACAACUUAACGAUUUAGAAUUGAAGUCACCGGAAUUAGAAGACUUUUCUACACCGAUAAUGGCGCCACCUGAUUUAUGGCCUCGAGCCAAAACACCUACCUCUAACUACAGCCAAAAACUGACGCGCUCUAAUAGUCUCACUAACUUAAAGCUUUCGCCUUCGUUAACAUUCGAUAUUGAUGUCAUACAUAGUCUCCAGCACACGGUGCGCACCUAUAAUGAGCAAUUACAACGUCAGGCUAAACGGAAAGUAUGCAAUGAUAAAAAAAAAACCGGAGAAAAUCCUUUUCAAUCGUUACCCGUGAAUUUAAGUUCAAAUCAGGAUCUCGAUGAAGACGGAUUUGAGUUUGAAAACUUAAAUGACAUUGAAUCGAGUACCGGAAGUGCCGGUAUAAACAUUAUAGAUUUGGAUGGAUCCACAAAAGAUAUUUUCAAAUCAACGAAUUCCUCAAGUUUAUCAAAACCACUAUACACUUUUAAUAAAUCAUCUAUAACGAAUUACGUGAAUUACGAAACAGCAAAUUGUUCAAUACUGUCGUCCUAUAAUGUGCAUUUUCUAGACACAAAAAUGAUGAGCACUUCCCCAUCAGCUAACUAUUAUCGGCCCACAGAAGAACCUGAACCUUUGGAUUUAACACAACUUAAUAUCGAGGCUAGUGUAAUGUGCCUGGUUAGUAAGAUAAAAUUUUUGUGCGGUCGAUGUGGCAGUCCAGCUAUACGUUUACGUCAUCCUAAAACCUCGAUGAAGCGUAUCGGAUUCAAUAAUCAAACCAUCACACCACCCGAUGUUGUAGUUAACCGAAAUCAAUUAGCAAAGCAUGAAUGUGAUAAUAAUCCUCUUAAAGAAAUCAAUGAUAAUGUUGAGGAAAUUCACUCCGGGAAUGAUAAUGGUAGCGGUAAUACAUUAAAUUUAGAUCUAACGCAGACAAUAAGGGGAACAGAUAAUCAGCGUUUAAGUACCGAGAAAGGCAAUAAAUUUACAGAUGGUCUCGAUUUAUCUCGCACUACCGAUUGGACGUCCGAAUUGCGACCUUCUAUGCGUAAACUAAGGCAUGCUAUGGACGGCUUAUUGAAGACAGCACGUCUUAUGCAUUCCGUACAACGACUGCAACAAGAUAUGCGACGUAUCAGUCACAAUUUGGAAAUUAUGUAUCGCCGGGAUGUUUGCUUCUCACAAUCGUUAACCGCUUUGAUAAGCGGUUUAAUGGCUAAAUUGUGGGGCACUGAAAUUACAGAGAACUUUAUACGUAUGCUUUCCGAUUUAGGACCAUUAGCCUAUUUUGAAGGCCUACUAUCAUUGUAUGGAAGUGAAACAGACAUGUGGGGUGACAUGUGCAUAGCUAUCGAAGAUCUGCUGGCAGUCAAUUUUACAUUGGUGCGCAGCAAUCUCGCGAGCAACGAUCAAAAUGCAAUUCCGUUGCCGCGUAUAACAGGUUCACGACAAUCUCUUCAUAUCCAAUUACCCGUACCUGAGCAUGUCUAUAUGCUAUUGCCUACCAAGCAAAUGCUCAAUUUUAAAUUUACACCUGUCUUCUUUAAUAUCGGCAUCAAUGAGAAAGCAACCUUGGCUGAAACGUUGGGACAAACACGUGACCAGCAUCGCUCAAACUGGGAUAAUUAUAUACGUUUGAAGCAGUAUUAUUCACGUUAUCGUAAAUUAACAUUAACGGUACCCGAGACGCCCAGCAAACAUGAAUCGCAUUUACCUGCCUCCCAGACUUUGUUAAAUGUUUUAAAUCUUCUGGAGGAGCAACUUAAAGCGAAUGUAUCGAAAAAUGUUAAAAUUCUGCAUUUAGCCGAAGACGCAUGUCGUUUAAUGUCCGGUCUACGUUUUACGUUAUGUAAAAGUGCCAAAGAUCGUACCGGAAUGGCAGUAACUCUGGAGCAAUGUCGUGUUUUAAUUCAGGAAUUUCAAUUACCCGCCAAAAAUGUACCAUAUGUCUUGGCGACAAUGAGAAGCGAGGGGACACGUAUGGACAAUGUCUUUAAAAAUAUUGACAAACGCAAAUAUGCUUUCAAUUUACCUCAGGUUGUUUCUUUGCCGGUCAUGUAUCGUCCACCAGUGGGUGCUUAUGGCAAAGCAGAAACUUAAUUAAUCAACAUUAAAUAUACUUAACGUGCUGAGAUAUCUCACACGCAUUUGAUUAAAAAAAAAAAAAAAACUUGUUACUUAAAUUACAUUUCAAUUAAAGCGAACGUUCGAUAGUAUUCUUAAAAAUAUCUGUUGGAGUUAAAAAAACAAAAAAAUAGUACGAGCACAUGCAUAGAUGUAUAUUAUUUCAAAUUAUAAUUUUUUAAAA
Molecule: messenger RNA, 4512 nt
Organism: Glossina fuscipes
Lineage: Eukaryota; Metazoa; Arthropoda; Insecta; Diptera; Glossinidae
Product: inositol polyphosphate-4-phosphatase type I A
Exons: 14
Coding region: 315-4304 (1329 amino acids)
Cellular component (GO): cytoplasm
Molecular function (GO): phosphatidylinositol-3,4-bisphosphate 4-phosphatase activity
Source: RefSeq, a predicted model, not a curated record